GCGAGUGCGAACUUUACACCGCAGACUGAUUUUGAAUUAUUUCAGUCCUGGCCCAGGAUGAUGUAACACUAACACAACUGGACUGCUGCUGCUGCUGCGUGAACUCACGGACGAUCGGUGCGUGUGUGAGGGAGUCGUGAGGAAGGGGGCUAUGUGACGAGAAGCUGCACACUACUACACACUCUCCUCUCCUGAAAUCCGUCGACUUUCCUCUUCUUUCGCAGAGAACUUACUUCGGAGCUCCUCAUCGGGUUGCUAAAGUGCACCGCCAGCCAAUCAUUGCCUGGGCGAUUGGCUCUCUGUACGGCAUGGCGAUGAGUUGUUUUGAUUUCAGGCAUCCUUUAGCUGCGCCAUGUCUUUUCGUUCUUUUAGUUGCUGGAACGAUACGUAGCUCUCUGGCCUCGUCCGAUUUAGUGCUCAAUCUAGCCCGACCGUCAUCUUAUGUAGCGUAUUCGCCAUGGAAUGGCAAGCUUUCAGGAGUGUUACAGUUCGCUUUCCGAACAACUGCGGCCAAUGGCCUGUUGCUGUACCAGGAUGGCGGUAGCAAUGUCAGCGACUACUUCAUGCUUAGCUUCGUGGAUGGCGACCUGCGCCUUGACGUGCGCAUGGAGUAUCAGGAAGGGAACGAGGAGAACGCAACCGAGCGUCGCAGUCUCAGCGAGUCCGACAAGAUCACCAACUUCACCGCCAACGAUGGCAGGUGGCAUGAGGUGCGGAUAGAGCGGGAACGAACCAGCCGACGCAGGUUCAAGAUCAGGUUGGACGGACAGUUGUGGACGAAGUUCAAGACUGGAGACGGCAGCUUGGAUACCACCCAGGGUCCCGUGUAUAUCGGUGGCCUGCCACUUGACGUGGAUAUUACCUCGUUGGCCGAUGAAAGCGCUGCCGAACUGCCCAACCUCGUAGCGUGUGUCAAGAACCUGUGGUACCUGAACACGGAUGAGCAACUGCUCCGUCCGCCCCCUCUGCUGAGCAAACGCGACGUGGCACUAGCGCUGGGCUGCGUCCUGUUUGAGCCAGUCUGCUCGGCCACCCAGGCGACUUGUGAGAAUGGUGGAAGGUGUCAGAGGUCACCCAGCUAUCGCCAAGGACUGUGCGAUUGCUCAGGCACCAGCAAAACAGGACAGACGUGUGAUGAUGAUGUGGUAACGUCAACAUUUCGCAGCGGCUUCUACCAUCACCUGAACCUGGGAUUUUCUGACACACUUCGCCGCGUGAUGGUCACAUUCCGGACUCCCGUGCAGCACCAGAGCGCUGCUGAGCUGAUGGCGGUCACCGAUAACAGUGGCCGGUAUGGUGUCUGGAUUCACCUGUCCGACGGCCGCGUGCAGCUCAAGACGAUGGGCUCGACGGGUCUCAUGCAGGAGCUCAUUGUCGGCGAGAGCCUUGAAGACGAUGAGUACCAUGCGGUGAGCGCGGUGAUACAGGAUCAUGAGAUACAGCUCACGCUGGACACAGGGAACUCCACCAUUACCGAUGUACUUCCCUUAACCUCACCAGCAUGGGAUAUGCUAGUUAGCAAUAUAGAACUGGCGCGAUUCUCAACACCCGUGGCCAUGGCUGCAGAGGAGGAGGCGUACGAGCCUUUCAGUGGCUGGCUACAAGAGGUGCUAGUGAACGAUGACAUCCGUCCGCUGGAUAUGCUCGCAAGGAGCUCUCCUCUAGAUGCACUGAUCCUGAGCAAUCUGUCAGCAUCAAUUCAUCUCGAUGCUACAAACAUCAUUGAGAUGCGCUCGCUGGAGUCUGACGCAAUCCACUUCAACGACACCACCGACGGAUUCUACAUAGAGCGCCAGUGGCUCUUCCGCAAGAAAGGCUACCUAACGUUCCACCUGAAAACCCUGCAGGAUAAUGCCAUUCUUGCGUAUCAACAAGGCGCCGCUAAUCGCAAGGCGGAGGGCGACGGAGAUAACUACGCGGCGCUGAUUGUCUCCAACGGCUCGAUAGCCUUGUCGUAUCACAACGGCGAUGAGAUGCUAGAGGCCGUGUCGUCACUCUACAUAAGCGACGGGCUGUGGCAUGAGGUGGGCGUGCGUCGCGACAAGCACAUCAUCUACUUCCAAGUGGAUGGUGCUCUAGAGACACUGACGCUAAGGCACCAUGUGGUCAUUCUUGCAUUUCCCGAACACGAGCAGCUGCUCAUUGGUGCGGUGCCGGCUGGUGUUGAAGUCAACGGCGUCAGCGAAGGAUUCAUGGGCUGCAUGCGACAUUUCUACGCCAGUGGCAGCCGUGAACCAGUUCAGUUGAGAAAUCUAACCACCGACAUUUCCGAUAUCGUGCCGUUCUGUCCUUCGUGUGAGCCGGCUAGUCCGUGCUCGGUCACUGAGCUAUGCGUGGAAGGACAGGACGAGGAGGCAUACAUGUGUGAACCCAUCCCGACCACGCAGCCACCCACGACAACGCCCGCACCAACCACAACACCGCCGCCAAUCACAACACUGCCACAGGCGGAGAUUACAUCAGAACCCGACAUGCUGCCACUGCCACCUGUGCUGUCUUCCAGUAUUGCUGAUAUGACGCCAUCUGCAUCUCCUGUCUCUGCUGUGUCAACAGACUCGACACCAAUGCCAACACCUGUGUCAGCGUCACCUACCGACUACAUCUACUCGACAAUUGAUCCCGUGUCGGUCACACCUACCCCUGUACAGCUUGUCAUGACAACCAGUUCUCACCUGAGCAUACCGGUUACAAGUGACAUCAUCGAUGAUGCAAUCACGUCUAUGGGUCUUAGCUCCAGUACAGUGGUGAUAACUGCAUCAGCUGACAUAGUUCCCACCGAAUCCUCGGUGAUUUCCACUGAGGAUAUCGAAGACGUCAACGGUACAGCAGUCGUCACCUUGGCAACCGUCAGUGCGACAAGUGAGAGCGUAAGUGGCGUAGAAGCCAGCAGUAGUGGUCUGUACGCAUGGGAUACGUCAUACUGGACUGAGCCCGAUGUCGUAGUGUCAACGUCCUCUGUUAUGGAGUCGUCAUCCAGUGAGCCAGUUUCCUCUUCUCGAAUGGAUGCAGACAUGCUACCUGCCGAUACACUUGCACCGUCAGCAUCCACCUUCAUAUUUUCUAGUGAGUCAGUAGAACCUUCCCAGUUGAUGCCCCCUCCAUCGAAAUCAAUAAUUAUUAUGACUCCUGAAUCGUCAGUUCCAACUCCAUCAGAAUCAAUGAUGACUCCUGAAUCGUCAGUUCCAACUCCAUCAGAAACAAUUAUGACUCCUGAAUCGUCAGUUCCAACUCCAUCAGAAUCAAUGAUGACUCCUGAAUCGUCAGUUCCAACUCCAUCAGAAACAAUUAUGACUCCUGUACCACCAAUGCCAACGUCCUCUGAAUCAGCUGUGAGUUCGGCAGUAUCAUCAAUGCCAACUCCCUCAGAAUCAAUUAUGUCUCAUGCAUCAUCGUCAAUGCCAGCUCCAUCAGAAUCAAUUAUGACUCCUGAAUCGUCAGUUCCAACUCCAUCAGAAACAAUUAUGACUCCUGAAUCGUCAGUUCCAACUCCAUCAGAAUCAAUGAUGACUCCUGAAUCGUCAAUUCCAACUCCAUCAGAAACAAUUAUGACUCCUGCACCACCAAUGCCAACGUCCUCUGAAUCAGCUGUGAGUUCGGCAGUAUCAUCAAUGCCAACUCCCUCAGAAUCAAUUAUGUCUCAUGCAUCAUCGUCAAUGCCAGCUCCAUCAGAAUCAAUUAUGACUCUCGUAUCGUCAAUGCCAACUCCAUCAGGGUCAAUUAUGACUCCUGUAUCAUCAAUGCCAACUUCCUCAAAAUCGUCUGUGAGUCCUGCACCGUCAAUGCUAACUACGUCAGAAUCAGCCGCGACCCCUGUAUCUUCCAUGCCAACUCCAUCGGAAUCGCUCUCAGCUCAUUCCUCAUCCAUGUCCACUCCUUUAGAAUCAAAGCCAGUUGCCUCCUUCCUCCCAUCAGAAUUGACAACUGUUCAUUCAGUGUCAGUAACUCCAUCCUAUUCUGACCCUGCUGUUAUCUUUUCCUCAACCGUAUUGCCGUCCGUGACGGAAUCGUCGGCACUAACUCCCAUGUUACCACCAACAUCAUCAAGUGAAGCGUCUUCCUUCCCCACACCAAUAUCAUCAAUUACUUCAUUGAUGUCAUCUAUGACACCACCAAUAUCAUCUAUGACUUCAUCAACAUCAUCUAUGACUUCAUCAACAUCAUCUAUGACUUCAUCAACAUCAUCUAUGACUUCAUCAACAUCAUCUAUGACUUCAUCAACAUCAUCUAUGACAUCACUAACAUCAUCUGUGACAUUGCCAACACCUUCAUACGACCCAACAGUGUCCUCUAUUACUUCUUAUGAAUCACCGGUACCCCAUGUGACCUCAUCAGCAACCCAUGUGAUAUCAUCGGCAGCCCAUGUGACAUCAUCAGCAACCGGUAUGUCAUCAUCAGUACCCCAUAUGAUAUCACCAGAUAUGUCGGCAAUGGACUCGAGAGAAAUCCCCAUGCCGGCGGCGUCACUAGUGUCUUCACAGAUGGAAGCUGGAGUAAGUAGCUCAUCUUCCCCAAGCAUGGCGGCAAGUUCCAUCUCCUCUGCUCCUAUGGCGUCUCCCGGUACAACUGUGCUGCCCACCACACAACCUACCACACAGCCCGUAGCCAUGACCAGCAUUCCAUCACCGGUGAUGAUCACAUCAGAGCAGGAACAAACACAAGCAACACCUGCCGAAGUGAAACCAUCGACCAGCUCCCAAGAACCUACAGAACCUGCCACAACUGACUCGACACCCUCACCCACCACAGCAGCAGCAACAACAGAAUCACCCACUACAGUAGCGUCCGAAGAACCAACACGGGCAGUUGCCGCAGAGCCGCUGCUGAGCAUCUCGUCGCCCGACGCACACGUCAACCUACCGCCUCUGACGUUGUCCGCUGACAAGCCGAUCACGCUGAAGUUCAGCACGGACAAGGGCGGCAUUGUUCUCUAUGCGUACGGCGGCCGUGGAGAGGCAGCAGGCAGCGGUGGUGACUUUGCUGGUCUAGCUAUAAUGCCAGAGCAUGUACUCUGGCAGUUCUCGGUGGACGGCCGGCUCUACAAUGUGACAAUCCAGUCACCGCCGGGUGAGUCUUACUACACCGACAAGUCUUGGUAUGAUAUCAAUGUGCAGCAUGGCAGUGAGCAAGUCACCGUUGAUGUGGACGGCGAGUCUCGAACAAUCACUGGUUCUAACCUUGCGCCGACAUUGGACGGGGGCACGCAGCUUGGAGGCAGCCCGGGAAACUCCAUUGGUGAUGUCAGUACUGGCUAUACUGGACAGGUACGCUCGGUUCAGGUUGGCGAUGAGCCGGUUGAUCUGCAAGCCGUUGCCAAGGAUGCUGACGGUGUUGAGUUUGUGGUACCGCCGUCAUCGGGUAACCAGCCAGUAUCCGCAUCAUCAGCUGGCACCGUGCAGCCGAGUGAGCCCACCACUGAGCCGCUGGUUGCUGAAACGGGCAGUGGUGGUAGCGGGCUCAGUGGAGGAGCUGUUGCUGGACUUGUGGUGGCAUUUGUCAUCAUCGGUGUAGUACUGCUUGCAAUGGUCAUCAUCACCAUCAUACAAGUGGCUGGCCGGAAGAGAGGCAUGUUCAAACCGGAAGAUGCUAAGCUCAUUCCCAUGACGGCUAGUCAUGCAUACGUGUGACAAGCCCCGGGUAGCAUUACGCAGCCGGGUCUGCCGGGCGCUACUGCUGCAAGCCCGUGUCGCAUACAGCGGCAGUAUGGCUGGAGAUUCGGUGGUUAGGACAAUUAAGAAUUGUGUGACUCAUCUAGAAUGGGCUGGCUAUGACGCAUGCAGCUAUGUGCGUGCGUGCUAGGACCUUUCUCAGCUUUUCCCUACUCUUCAACAUUGAGGUUCAGUAAUUUUUUCACAUUCAGAUUUUAACAGUGUUUCUUUUUAUUUCCAUUUUCACGGACACAUCGCGCAUUUUCCAGAGCAGGUGUGGCUGGCUGCCUUGCUGGCCGCUGUGUAUCACUGUCUACCCGCAUCCCUAGAAAAUCUCAAGUUCCCAGCUUGGGUACCACUCCAUCUCUGUUGUACUAUUGGCUAGCAGUUUUUUUGGGGGAAGUCCCCUUCUUGUAGCAGCAUGGUCGGCUUCCGUGUGGCUUGAUUGAGCUCAAACAUGAUCAGCUUCUCCGGCUUGUUGUUAGAAUUGCCUUACAGUCACUGCAUGUCCAUAUACUUGAGAUGUUGUCUGUCAGGAUAUCGGCAUCAGGACUAGUUUCUGACAUUUAUUCGUUGGAGAACGGUUCACCGCAGAGAGACUGUGGUUCACUCUGCUCUAACCGAUGCAGCAAAUCUAUAUUGUCUUUGCUCUCCUAGACCAUCAUAUUAUUAUACAUGUAAUAUAUUAUACAACAAAGUUCUUCUCUUGCCGCGUCAAGCUUAUGGAUAUUUUCUUGCGUGCUUGUUAUGAUUAUUAUCUCCGUUUCCCUGGUGGUUUCCACCCACGGUGCUUGGUCGUUGUCAGUGCAUCUUUCCUAUCAGAUUAUUCCAAACAGACCUGAGAGUCGCCGAGUGGAUAGCUGAUCAAUUA
Messenger RNA from Sycon ciliatum, 6516 nucleotides. Its product is annotated as serine-rich adhesin for platelets-like. The coding region runs from base 309 to 5624 and encodes 1771 amino acids. The transcript has 2 exons. The record is from RefSeq and is a predicted model, not a curated record. NCBI's taxonomy places the organism in Eukaryota, Metazoa, Porifera, Calcarea, Leucosolenida, Sycettidae.